This is a messenger RNA of Caenorhabditis briggsae, 1197 nucleotides long. Lineage: Eukaryota; Metazoa; Nematoda; Chromadorea; Rhabditida; Rhabditidae. The record is from RefSeq and is a predicted model, not a curated record. Bases 1 to 1197 code for a protein of 398 amino acids. The transcript has 5 exons.
AUGAUAUUUUUUAACAGACUCUCUCUAAUUCUAUUCUAUUCUUUCUGGUUUCUCGUUGGGAUUCUAGCACUCCGGAAGUCCCAAAAUGCCCUUUCUGCUGUCCAAUACGUCAAAGCGAAUAGUGAUUCUGUCUCGUUGAGUUUCAUUGAAUCGUCUCCAGAAUUCGAGAAGCUUCUGGACAUUUUAGAAGAAAAGUAUCCAAGACCUCCUGCAUUUUUUCUUCUAAAUCAGUUUGCUCUUAACAUGACUGAUAAUUUUCUAUGCAACACUGCCACGUUGCAAGGUGCUCAUGAGAGAUUCGUGUUUGUGACAUUGGAUGAAGUGGCGAGGGAUACAAUCAGAAGGCGUUGGCCAGAGAUUCAGAUUUUCCAUUGGCCUACUCCGUCGCUUUAUGUUACGGUAGUUGUCGUUGUCGGACAUUCCUCGAUUUUUUUUCGUACCAGAAUAAUAGUUGCAAACUUUCAGAAGCCAUUCUCAUUCGCAGAAGGUGCAUAUCAAACUAUCUAUCUAUUGAGAUCCAAUCUGGCACUGGCACUCAUCAAAAAAAGAAUAUCAUUCUGGAUGAUGCAACAGGAUACGUUCUGGCGAAAGAGUAUUUUUGAUCUAAACUUUGAAGACGAUAUGUCCUACGACGCGAUUUUUGACCAAUUGGGAGAUGGAGACAAUUCUUUGAGGAAGGAAUGGGUCAAUGGAGCAAACUGGUUUAUUCGAGCCAACAAUGAUACCCAGUUCUUUUUUGAGAGACUAUCGGCGAAGUUGGCACAUUGGUAUACACCUGAUGUAGGCAUUAUGAUUCAUCAGUGUAACACUUGGGACAAACCGAAGUGUGCUUAUAUUCCAUACAAUGUGACCUAUUCGUGGGAAUGGAUGUUCAGUGAUCAAUCAAAUCCACCGUAUCUUCUCCAACUGGAUUGUGAGACCAACGGAGGAACGAAACUAAUGCAACUUGGCAGAUACGGAUUCCAUUUUGUCAAUCCUGAUGGAACUUGUAAUAAUCAAAAGAUAACAUCCGCCAAGUCUCGAAUGGAAAAUGGGACUGUUGAAGUUCAGAUGACAAAAACCCUUCCGUCUUGGGGACGACUACAAUUCAAGUUAUACUGGUACAUAACAGAGUAUCUUCUAUGGAUUCCAGUGUUUGGAGAAUAUUUGAGACCAUAUUUAGCACUAGCUGGUUUCAUUUUGAUGAUUACGAUCUGA